AGUUCAAUAAAAUCAUUCAAGCAGAAAGAAUAGUGAACUCGUGAAUUUUUGUGUUUUCUGAAAAAUAUCAAAGUUGACAGUUGACUUUUAGUUGAAGUCUCACUUCUCAGCAACAUAUCAAAACAUAACAGAAACAUAUGGUGUUGGUUUUCCUUUCUUGAAAUUUUCAAAAAAUAAUUAUCAUGGCAGAUUGGGAAGAAGUAAAGCGAUUGGCAGCUGAUUUUCAGAAAGUCCAGCUAAGCUCAACAACCCAAAAAUUAUCGGAGAGAAACUGCAUUGAAAUAGUAUCAUGGUUGCUGGAGAGGAAAAUGGUAGAUUUAAUCUUCACAAGCGAUGGAAAAGAAUACCUGACUCCUUCCCAACUCGUCAGUGAUAUCCGUGGAGAACUAUAUGAUAGUGGUGGCAGAGUGAACCUUGUAGAGUUAGCAAAGACCAUAGGGGUUGACUUGGCACACAUCAAUAAUCACAUGAACGAAGUUCUUAGAAGCAAUAAAGAGAUUCAGUCAAUAUUGGGGCAACUCAUUGAUAGUUCCUACAUAACACGAAUUGCUGGAGAAAUUAAUGAAAAGCUAUUACAACAAGGACAGAUUAAUGUAAGUGAUUUGACUAUACAGUAUGACCUACCAGCAGAUUUUUUGCAACAGCAAGUUAUUGAGAAGAAUUUGGGAAAAAUUAUUUUUGGAAAACAAGACAGAAAUGAUCCAAAGCUGUUCUUCACAGAAUCAUUCAUUGCCAGAAGUAAAGCCAAAAUCAGAGGUGCUCUUGCUGGUUUGACCAAACCCACUUCAGUUUCAUUGAUUCUUAGUCACAUUGACAUGAGUGAGAAGCUAUUGUUCUCUCUAUUUGAUCAAACUGCUAUGUAUGGUAGUUUAACUAGUAAACAGAGUGGAGCUCAGUAUGUGCCAAAUGUGUAUGCUCGAUCACAGAAUGAUUGGGUAAACCAAUUUUACAAGCAGAAUGGCUACCUAGAAUAUGAUGCUCUAACACGCCUUGGCAUAUCAGACCACAAAAACUACAUUAAAAAACAGCUGGCAAGUGAAGAAUACAAGACACUGAAUUCCCUCAUAGUAUCCAAAAAUAUACUAGAACGUAUGGAAGCUGACAUUGAAGAGUGCAUAUCCAGCAAAUCAUUCCUUGACAUGCAAAGCAAUUUGCCUUCAGUUUUCAAUCAAAAAGACAUAGAAAUGGUUUUAGAUUUGAUAUUGACAGGUCAAAGGCUAGCCCAAACGGUUGUGAUUGAUAGCCAUAUUAUCAGCAAAGCUUUUAUGGACAACCUUUCUGAUUCAUGUGGAAGCAUGUUGAAUGAGAAUGCAAAAGUAAUUGUUGAAUCUGGUAAAUAUCAGCAACAUCAGAUAAGUCUGCAAGCAGCAUGUCUGAGGUCUCAGAAAUCUGAGGAGGUGGAGGAAAAAGUUGACAAGCGGGAGGAGAGGAGAAAAAAGGCGGCAGGGGGAAAGAGUGGUGGGGGAACUCAAGGACGCGAGACCAAAACAAAGUCGACGAAAAAGGCCGGUAGAAGCGGAAACAGAAAUAACUCAGAAAGUGAACAGUUGGAGGAGUCUGCAAAGAAAUCUUCUCUGGAAAUCAUCAGUUUCAAUGAAAUUAGAGCUGCCCUACUAUCGGCGCUGGAAGAAGAAGGCAUUGAAGAUGACAUAAUUGAUGGCAUAGUGAGCCAUCUGCUGCCCAAGCUGAAUGAGAAGGGCCUGGAAAUAGCAUCCAACAUUUACUCUACCACGGUAGCUGAUAGAACGGCUACUCGUCGUCAGACCCACAACGAGCUGCAGAACAAGCUCAAUUUGCUCAUCGGCGAUGUCAGACUCUUCGAGAAAGGUCUGAAGCUCCUCCCUCAGGACUUGCAAGCCCAAUUGGUCAAGUACCUCUUGAAGACCUUGUGCACCGACGUGGUCAACGAAAUACUGAACUAUCUUGCUACUGAACUGAAUCUCAACGCGAUAGCGGAAAGUUUCAACGUCGAACAACGAUCGAAAUUCGUCAACGAUUUGCCAGCUGAGUACAGGAAUGCUCUCGCUCCGUUAGUGAAGAGUUUGGUGGGACAGAACAUCGAUGAUUUUCUGUCGGCCGUCGAUGCAGCACUGGCGUGCUGCAGCAUGAUUUUGAAGAAAAUUGACAAGAAGAAGGAUCGUACUACCGUGCUCAAUCACAAGCACCAAUUGCUUGAAGAAUUGAAUAGGUGCGAGGAUGUAGCACUGGUGCUUCAUUUAGCAAUACUGGCUAUUUUCACUUCAGCAACACAAUGCAUGUUGCAUUGCAGUGGAAGACAUGUUGCUGGGGUGCUGUCUUUUUUGAAACAGUAUUUGAGCGAAGAACAAGCUGAAGAGCUAACUUCAUACCAUGACUUUGUGACGUUGAUGCUGGGAGGUGGAAGUGAAGUGGAAAGCGCCAAGGAAAAAUUGAAGGAAAAAAUUCCCGCUGUCAAGAAUAUCGCCAACGAGUACAAAAAACCCGGAAUUGAGAAAUCCUGA
Molecule: messenger RNA, 2480 nt
Organism: Phaedon cochleariae (mustard beetle)
Lineage: Eukaryota; Metazoa; Arthropoda; Insecta; Coleoptera; Chrysomelidae
Source: the annotation of a GenBank genome assembly